Candoia aspera is the source of this 5597-nucleotide messenger RNA. RefSeq names its product inositol monophosphatase 2 (gene IMPA2). Gene Ontology annotation, molecular function: inositol monophosphate 1-phosphatase activity. NCBI's taxonomy places the organism in Eukaryota, Metazoa, Chordata, Lepidosauria, Squamata, Candoiidae. Gene Ontology annotation, biological process: signal transduction; inositol metabolic process; phosphatidylinositol phosphate biosynthetic process. The record is from RefSeq and is a predicted model, not a curated record. The coding region runs from base 407 to 1285 and encodes 292 amino acids. The transcript is spliced from 8 exons.
CAGCAAGAGGGCUGUGCGCGGAGAGAGGCGGUUUCUCCUCUAGACGAGCGGAAAGCAUGGCCAGUCCGCUGAGGAAGGCGGGCUCUGUGUCAGUCGAGUCUCUCCCGCCUUCCUCCGUACCGGGGACCGAGGUGGCUCAGGCAAGGCGAGAGGGCAGCGAGGGAUAGUGGCGGCGGCGCAGGAAGAGCGGCGGGGGAGGCUUCGCAGUGUGGGGGAGACACCCCGCGGGGCUGAAGCUGAACCCCCUCCUUAGCCUCAGCGAGGGAGGCCCCCUGAGCGCCAGAGAAAGUUCAAGGACUUGCUGCCACCGACCCCCUUCCUGUUUCUCUCCGCGGCGGUCUCGGAGAUCCCCGCAAACGCGGAAGGAGGCAAGGCUCCUGGGCGCGGGGAAGGAGCGGCGGAAAUCAUGAACCCCAGCGGGCGGCGGGGAGCAGGCAAAGCGGCCGCUGGCGGAGGCGACCCCUGGGAAGAGUGCCUGGAGGUGGCAGUGCAGCUCGCUCUCCAGGCGGGACAGAUUAUUAGAAAAGCUCUCACUGAGGAAAAGCAAGUAUCAACCAAAACCUCUGCAGCAGAUCUUGUGACUGAAACUGAUCACUUAGUGGAAAAUUUAAUUGUUUCUGCACUGAAAGAAAAGUUUCCCUCUCACAGGUUUAUUGCGGAAGAAGCUACUGCUGCUGGUUCAAAGUGCAUACUCAAUGACAGUCCAACCUGGAUUAUUGAUCCUGUUGAUGGCACCUGCAAUUUCAUACAUAGGUUUCCAACUGUAGCCGUUAGCAUUGGAUUUGCUGUCAACCAAGAGCUUGAAUUUGGUGUAAUUUAUCACUGCAUUGAAGAACGAUUAUACACUGGUAGAAGAGGUCAAGGGUCAUAUUGUAAUGGCAAAAGGCUUCAGGUGUCAAAAGUGACAGAUAUCACAAAAGCCCUGAUUUUAACUGAGAUUGGUCCAAAGCGAGACCCUGACACUCUGAAAGUCUUUCUUAGUAACAUGGAACAACUGCUAAAAGCACAGGCUCACGGGGUUCGUGUUAUUGGAAGUGCUACCUUGGCACUCUGUCAUUUAGCAUCUGGGGCUGCAGAUGCCUAUUACCAGUUUGGCUUGCACUGUUGGGAUUUGGCAGCAGCUACUGUUAUUAUCAGAGAGGCAGGGGGAGUUGUGAUAGAUACAUCAGGUGGACCUCUAGACCUGAUGUCGUGCCGAGUAAUAGCAGCAGGUACCCAGGAGAUGGCCUCAUUCAUCGCUCAGGAAAUACAGACUAUUCACUAUGGACGUGAUGAUGAGAACUGACCAGACAUCAACCUAAAAGCAAUAUGAAAUCUGACCUUUUGGAAAUAUUUCACUUCCUUUCCUUUAAGAUGAACCACUUUUAGAAACUAUUAUUGGUUUCUUGUACAGUUUGUAAAUCAAACAAAUUAUAAAAACAUUUUAUUUGCAUUUUAGGAAGGUGAAGGGUAUAUUACACUUACACACACACACACACACACUGUAUAUAUGACCUUUCCCUUUUUAAUAAGACUAUUUUUCAGUUAUGCUUUUUUAAUGUUACAAGCUCUUUGAGGCUGAAAUAGAAGGGGGGAUGUUUUUGGUUUGACAUAGAAUGAGAAACAAACUGUUAUAACAAACUUGUAUCUCAGGUAAUUUCUUUUGUUCCAUGGCAAGGAACAAGUAGUGCCUCAAGUGCCCUCAUCCAACAAUACUUGAGUGAAAUUACUAUUUUUUUUUCUGAAUUUAAAACAGACCCACUGAAUAGCUCCCGAGAUAGUUACAUUUAUUUAUAUGGUGCACAAACAAGCAUGAUAAUGGUACAUAUUGGUACAUAUUCUUAGAAUUAUGUGUUAUCCUUGAAUAAGUAAAUAGGUACUAAAAGAGCUGAUUAAAGAAUGAAACAUUCCAAACAUUCAAAAUUCUUUAGCUUGAUUCUAGCCCUAGACGGUAACAGCAUGUUUUUAAAAAAUAACAUGGAAGAUUCACUAGGAUGCUACUGUUCACAAAAGUUUCUUACUAAGCACAUAGGUAGUCUAAUACCUAGUCUAUAAUCAGUGGCAUUCAUCUGAAUGGAACAGUACAUAUUCUGGUCACUGCUAGAAGUCAAAUCUCCAAGUUACAUCUCUUGGCGACUUCACAGAUAUAUCCAUGUAAUUUUCUUGGUAACAAUACAGAAGUGAUUUUCUAUUGCCUUCUUCCAGGAUAGUGUUGUGUUGUGUUUGUUUUUUUACUUCUCAGUCUAGCCUAAAGCCCUGGGAUUUCCUGGUGGUUUUCUCUGCAAUAUUAAUUAGGCCCACCCCUGCUUAGCUUUCAAGCCCAGGCAGGUGCUACUAUGUGAUGAGAUGGCCAUUGUGUAUCCUUGAAUGAUUACUCUGGAGAAAAGGAAUCUAUCACAGCAAAUUUAAAACUAGCAGAGAGAUUCCUGCAAUGCUGAGUGUUAGUAUUGCUUGAAUAGUGCUUUGUAGUUUAUCCUGUGGAAUGUUCUCACUAUUAUAUAAAAAUAGUGGCUGAAUGUGUUACAAGAACUAGAGUUUUCUUGAGUGGAAAUGGGCAUGACUUGGGUUGAGUUUUCAUAAACAGCACAUAAGGUGGCAAACCCUUAGAACUCUGUCUUACAUAAUUAAAUGCUGCACGAUAAUCCCAAAUAAAUACCUAAGUAACAAGAAUUAGAAUGUCAGUGGAAGGGACCCUAACCUAAUCUUUUCACUGACCUAGUGUUUUAUAUGUUUGAGUCUUAUGAAUUGUUGCGAUAAACUCUUACGAGCCCACUCUUGGCAUUUCAGCUGGUACAAUCCAGGAGUACUUAACUAUCUCACCAGUUAUCAGAUUUAGGCUUUAGACUGAUGUUAACCUGAGUUACUGGCAGUGACUGUAUGGAUGAACUGCUGGUACUGAUGAUCUGUGUUCUGUCCAAAUGCUGGAACGUUAUGUUGGCCAUAGUGUACCUUGUCUCUCAAUAACAUCCUUCAGUUCUACAUUCGGUGGAGAUAAAUGGCAUUAAUGAUACUUCUAAAUAAGUAUCAUUUUAUAAAUGGAAUUUAAGGCAGAGCCAGUUGUUCCUCUAUAUAUAUAUGAGGCUACGAAUUUGGCCUAUUCUCUUAAUAAGUAAAGAUCUAUUUUCUUAAGAGGUUUUAAAAAUUGGGUAGAUGCUCCAGUUAAAAAAGCAAUGUGCAUAGUGGGUUGGAUCCAGAUUUAAUCCUACUAAGAAUAGACCUAUUGAAAUCAAUGGGACCUCAGUUAAUCAUAAUAAGUACCUGUUCUAAAUGAAGGAUUUGCAGCUGAUUAGAUUUUGUUGUAGUAGGCUAGCCUUGCUGCUGUAGAAUUUGGUGAUAAUUAUUAAAGGGACCACUGAACAAGAGGCUCUUCCACUAUUCAACUCUAGCACUGAAGAUAUGCCUCCCCAGAAUCAAUCUUUGUGUGUGUAAAUAAUUCAUAAAAAAUUUAGCUGUAUGAUGGCAGCUUUGUUACUUAUUGUUAAUUGUGUUGCAGUAGCGGUUGCCAAUGAAUCAUUUCUUCUGUUCUAUGCUACAAAUGUGCUAUCUGUAUGAAUUAUCUCAUUUUCCCAUAUUAAAAAGUAUUGUGGUUUGAAUGCUUAGGAAAUGUGGCAUAUCUAAAAAAAUGAAAUUUUGAAGAUAAUGUGUAUAGUAAGAAAGCAUGUAUUGUGCAGUUAAACCAGAAAGGCCUAAGAAUGAAGGUGAAAAGCUGCUAAAAACAAAAGCCAUUAGAGAUCAUUAGUUCUACUUCAGUAACUUUCUGCCAACUCCUUUGGUGACAGAUACCUCUCUUCACUUACCAACUACAUAAUAGUGAAGAAAACAUGAGCAUUUCCCAUCAUCUCUCUAUGACUGGAAAAUUCCUGCUGCUAUUUAAUUUCUUCCCUGUCUGCAGUCAUCAAGGUACAGCUAAGAAUCUGACAAACUUGGUAGCUGGAACAUUAAAUGCACUGAAACAUAAGAAGUAAUACGUUAAUAAGGGAUUAGGACAGAAUCAUAAAAUAUGACAAACUGUCAUUGCACAAAUAUUUAAAAAUGAUAGUGUGUGCACCUUUAUGCACUGGUGACUUUAUAACAGCAUUUCUAUAGCACUUCAGAAUGUUCAAAAGCACUUUCUCAGUAUCAUUUGCAAACCUUACAGUAUUCCUCCAAGAUACUCCUCCAAUAUUCCACUUAUAUUACAAAAAAGAAGAGAGUUGAGGGUUAGAGUAUAACCUGCCUAAUUUUAAUCUAAUGAGUAAAUUAAUACAGAUGCAAGAUUCAAACAGAAUUUGUUCUUAGUAGCAUAGGGGUAAUGUGUGCAAGAAUAACUGCAUUCUUGCACACAUUACUUGGGGUAAGAAUGUAAGCAGAGAUGUAAAAUAUGACCUGAAGCUACAUACCCUUUUUUUUUCUUUAGUUAGUUACAAAUGUGAUGAGGAAAAUACAUUAUUUAAAAUGUUGUAUGAAAGAAGAUACAUGCUUUUAUUGUCCAGUAAUGAUUGAGACUAAUUCACAGAAUUUUAUGCAUUGGUAGAAUAUAGACAUCAGAUUUAGAUUAUUAUGCAUAUGAAUUGUCCCUUUCAUCUCUUUAAAAAAAAGUGAUCUUGUGGGUAGUAAUCUGAAUAGAAACCAUGGAAACUAGGGAGCAGAGAAUAAUCUUUUAUUCCCAUUCUGUAGAUCCAAAAGAACAUACCUGGCUGUGAAUUGUUCUAUACAGAAGCUAAUAUUAAAGUCCAUAACAAUCUGGAGGAGUGAUUUGUCAGAAGCAUGGUAUCUGGGUGGAAAUGUAUUAACUCAUCCCUGUGUACCAAAGUCGCAGGGUGUUUUUUGUUAAGUAAGAAUUAUUAAUGAUAUGUGAAAGCAUCAAACAAGGGCUUCACAUUUACUGUUAUUUUUAAUCUUCCCAUCUUUCAUUCUCCAAAACAAUAGUAACUUGGAAGUUUAGUAUCUUAGCCACUAUUUUCUUGUAUAUGCUUUAGAACAGGGCAGAUAACCUAUGGCUCACGGGCUAAUUUCAAUCUUUUGUGCAAUGGAUGAGGUCCCAUCUCUGGAAAGAGCUAUCUCCUGAGGCAGAAGGGGAUGUCAGCCAAAAAAAGGGUAUGUACGAAAGAGUGGAUGUUCUCACCCACUUUGGGUUCUUGUCACAGCCCCCUACUGUUUAUCCCUGAGAGAAUGUAUGAUCUUUGAAAGAAAAAAGGUGUGCCUACCUGUGCUUUACAAGAAAGCUUUUCAGUGGAAAAAUACAUAUAGCAGAAAUUACUUGGCCAUCAAGUUGGCAGGGUGACCUAUUAAGUAUCUUGCAUGUAUAAAGUGUUCAAGAGCUGUAUGGUCAUGACUUUUUAUGCAUCUUUAUUGCAAGAACUCUAAAACUUACUGGUUUACAGUGUUUAUAAAUAUACAUUAUGAACCAUUUGGUGUUAUGUACUUGUUCAGUUUACAAACUCUGUAUCAAUGGCUGUCUGCUAUUAAUCCAGACGUUUCUACCUCAUAGGGGGCUAUGAGGAAUAAUGUGUUUAUUAUUCAGUAGAAUAAAAGUUGUUUCCAAUGGAUAAAGAACUACAUCUUGAUAUCUAGAAUUCUUAUUAAUGUAUGUGGGUCAAAAUAGCUUCAUUUUCCAAUAAAACUGAGAGGCAAAUGUG